UGUUCCUGCACGAGCUCUCCUCAACCAUUCGUCCCCACAGCCACCCCUCGCCGACGCCUACCAGCGCGCUCGCGACACGAUGGCCGCCUCGCAGCAGCAGAUCAUGGUUGCCGAAACCAUUCGGGCCAUGAAGUUGGCCAUGAAGCGACGCGCCAGCGACAGCGAAAGCGACGGAGACAUUCGACAGCACACGAACCGGGGCAACAAACUGCGACGAGGCGCGAAAAAUGUGCAGAAAGACCGCCUCGAUGACACCGGCGGCUUGUCAUAUCGCAAGAAAGUGAACCACGCUGGCUAUUUGCGACACACGAUUGCUGCGAAUCCUGCCUACCUCGACGAAGAUGGUGACCCAUACUCCCCCACAUCGUCGGAUCACGAAAACGAGCGCUAUGGGGAAUUGGCUGACGACAACCCAUUUGGCGAAGUGCAGCUGGAGUCGCUGCUGCGUCCAUUGACGUCUGCGGCCGAGCUGGCAGACCAUCCUAGUCUGAGCAUCCCAUAUAAGAGCAAGGGAUUGACGCAUAUGGCUGAAGAAGCGUGUGCGAUGCUCAGGCGAGAAAGAGCGAGGUUGUGGAAAGCUAAAAGACUGCUUCAGCGCUUCCGGGGCGAUGCGGAUUGGGUUCCCUCGCAGACAUUUGAGGCCGAGAGUGACAACGCGCUCCUCACGGGAGAAGAGGUGGUGCCGGAUAUGCUGGCGGACCAUCACAUGUUCACACUGGAGCCAGCGACUGCAGCCCAAGCUGUUGACCAGCUGGAUCCUGUGAAGCCUUUUGUUCGUGCCAAUGGCGACACUGAAAAUGCGAGCGAGACAAUGGAGGGCGUGGUCACGCAUGAUAUGGCGGCAGACACGACCGAAGCCGCCAGCGCAGAUGCGCACCGCGAAGUCUCCGACCAAGUACCAUCGCAGGUCGCCAAUGGUGACAUCGCCAUGAAUUCGGACGUACUGCCAGCAGAGAUCCACGAUCAGGCGGAGAGCAUACCCAAUCCCACGAUUGCCAACAUUGCCGAUGGCGAGGCAGCGUCCGAAACAGCUUCACAAUCGAACGGCACCGAACGGCACGCCAUGACGACCCGUGCUCGAGCACGCUCGCCUGCGGGCCGAAGUGACCGCACUUCAUCCCCCUCGCCCAGCGAAUCCGCCUCGGUGCCUGCAAUUCACCCAUGGUUUGUUGCGCCUGCAUCAUCGCUGCCUGAUCGUGAUCUCGGUCUUCCUGCGCAGGAAGCGGAAGAGACUAGAAAAUUGUUGUUGCUGUACGUGCAGAAGCAAGAGCAGGUGGUGCGGUCGCUGGAUACCUUGCAUGCAGGAUUGCAAAGGGCAGACAGACUGCGAUCGUACGUGUACAGGUGCUGCAAAGCCGAAGGCCAUGUGAUCCACGACGGCAAGGGCAAUGCAGUGACGGAGAUGAGUGAUGGCGAGGAUUGGUAUGACGUGACAGACUGGGGUUUGCAGUCUUGGGAGUUGAAGGAUGGGAAGCUGGAGAAGGGCAAGGAUGAAGUCGAAGAUGUGGAAGAGGAAAGAGGCCGACGACCUGGACGAGGGAGGAGAGUGAAUAGGAUAUGACAUCUUGACGACGCAUUGGCGAAUAGAGUCCUGAGGACAAUUCAUGCACAGAGUACAGUAGAGCAAUGUCGGUCGCUCACGUACCUUCGCGCCUCGCUGCGGAAAGCACUCACCA
Messenger RNA from Cercospora beticola, 1676 nucleotides. It is a transcript of the gene RXT2, whose product is annotated as Rxt2p. Gene Ontology annotation, cellular component: Rpd3L complex; cytosol. NCBI's taxonomy places the organism in Eukaryota, Fungi, Ascomycota, Dothideomycetes, Mycosphaerellales, Mycosphaerellaceae. Gene Ontology annotation, biological process: negative regulation of rDNA heterochromatin formation; negative regulation of silent mating-type cassette heterochromatin formation. The record is from RefSeq and is a predicted model, not a curated record.